CACGCUGAUCCGUGUCGCGCGCCCCAGCCUACUGUGGGUAAUAGAACAUCUCUGGCGUGAGACGCGUUAGAGGCACGAGCGAGGACUACCGGAUGGUCCGUCUGGAUUCGUUUUAAAGGCUUGCAGACGUGGAUAACGUCGACAUUCGGAAGACGUGUCUUAGCACGGCUUAUGUGCAUGCUGGGAUGAGGCACUGAGUCCCCACCCCCUACCUACGUGGCCACCGAGCUCUGGAGACAGCAGUGGCAGCAACAUAGCGAGCUACAGAGGAGGGGCAAUGACCAGCGCAGCGGAUAGCAUUGGGGCUUUGGGAACAGAGCAGACCCACCUCAGUGUGCCUGUGACAGACCCUGGUGCUUGGGCCACGGCCAUGAACAACUUGGGCAUCGUGCCCAUGGGCCUAGCCGGGCAGCAGCUGGUGUCAGACUCCAUCUGCAUCCAGGGAUUUGACCCAAACCUGGGGAUUAUUGCCCCCAUUAACCCCAUGAUGGCAGGGAUCAGUCUGGUGCCUCCACCACCUGUGCAGCCUGAGCUGCCUGGCAUCAAGGAGUUCAUCCACUGCAAGAGCUGCACCCUCUUCCCACAGAACCCCAAUCUCCCACCUCCUUCAACCAGAGAGCGUCCCCCCGGCUGUAAGACAGUCUUUGUUGGUGGACUUCCAGAGAAUGCGAGUGAGGAGAUUAUCAGGGAGGUGUUUGACCAGUGUGGUGAAAUCGUCGCCAUCCGCAAGAGCAAGAAAAACUUCUGUCACAUUCGUUUCAGCGAGGAAUUCAUGGUCGACAAGGCCAUUUAUCUGUCUGGCUACCGAAUGCGCAUCGGAUCCAGCACAGAUAAGAAGGAUUCAGGCCGCAUACACGUGGACUUUGCCCAGGCGCGGGACGACUUGUACGAGUGGGAGUGUAAACAGAGGUUACUGGCACGAGAAGAACGGCACCGUCGCAAAGUCCAAGAGGACCGCUUAAGACCUCCCUCCCCACCUCCCAUCAUGCACUACUCUGAGCAUGAGGCAGGCUUAUUGGCCGAGAGGUUGAAAGAUGAUAACAAGUUCAGUGAGGCCACUGCGGUUCUGUUCACGUGGAUAGAGAGGGGGGAGGUGAACCGGCGAACGGCAAAUCACUUCUACUCCAUGAUCCAGUCGGCCAAUAGCCACGUGCGGCGCCUGAUGAGCGAAAAGGCCCAGCACGAGGAGGAGAUGGAGCUAGCCAAAGAGCAGUUCAAGAACUCGCUCCUCGCCAUCCUCACACAAUUUGAGCAGAUCACGGCCGUUUUCACCGCUGCCACCAGACAAAAGGCAUGGGACCAUUUCACAAAAGCGCAGCGCAAGAACAUAGACAUUUGGCGAAAGCAGUGCGAGGAACUGAGGAAUGCCCACAGUGAGGAGAUUAUGGGAAUUCGAAGGGAAGAGGAGAUGGAGAUGUCAGAUGAAGAUUUGGAGGAAAAUCCCUGUAAGAAGGUUCGAAUGGAAGACUCAGCUCUGGCUGUGCAGACUUGCGCCCUGCGAGAGGAGAAUGACAGUCUGCGCUGGCAGCUGGACGCCUACAGGAAUGAGGUGGAGCUGCUGAAGAAGGAGCAGGGCAAGGCCCAGCGCGCCGACGACGAGCACAUGCAUGACAACCAGCUCCACUUCCUCCAGCAGAGCAUGCACGGCAUGCAGCAGCAACUGCUCAGGCUCCAGGAAGAGCUGAAGGAGAAGGAGUUGGAGCUGGAGCAGGCCCAGGUCGAGCAGCGCCACCUAGAGGGCGAGAUCUCCAACCUCAGGCAUUUGAGCAGUAUGGACUUGGUGGAAGGCAUGAACCACACCACUGAUGCCCUUGAAAAGGGAAUGAAUGGCACUGCAGUGCUCUAUCACCAUCAGGAGAAGAAGAAUGAGUUGGCCAUGCGAGGUCCUCUGAGAUCAGAGAAAGAAGCCCUCUUGCUUGGAAUAAUAUCCACCUUCCUCCAUGUCCACCCUUUUGGAGCCAACAUCGAGUAUCUGUGGUCUUACAUUCAGAGGCUUGAUGCAAAGGUCUCACCCAGCGAGCUGGAAAGGCUGAUGGUGAGACUGCCCAACAUGUUCAAACAGGAGUUCAGCGGCGUGGGCGCCACUCUGGAGAAACGCUGGAAGUUCUGCGGCUUUGAGGCUCUCAACUCGGCAUGACGAACAGAAGCGCGAGCGCUGGAACAGGGCCGCAGACCUGCGAGAGCCUCCGAGCCUCCGAGCCUCCGAGCAGGGAUCCACCCCCCCACAGCCACUGCCUGAGCUGUCACACCUGUUACUCUGGUACACAAACAUUGAUAACGGCGAAGAAAGGAGAGAAGCACUAGGUUCGGCACCCAACCAGGACGGAUGUAUUCACUUAAAGAAGCUCUUUUUAGAAUUCAGGGGCUCAUUGCAUAACUUUUCCUGUCAACAGCAGAGUCCCUGAAGUGUGGGCAUAAUAUCCAGGAAUAUGGGUCUGCUCUAUGAUGGCAUGUAGACUAUGAGGACCUAUGACACGCAAGCAUGUGAGGGUGGGCCCCCACAGGGACAUGUCUCAGAGCACGCUCACUGUACUGGACAUUUAUUUAAGACGCGGGGGCCUUGGUUUCAGCCAAAAAGCUCAGUAGGCUUAAGGAAGUUUUAACUGUUACAUAGAGUAUUUAAAAAGGAAAGCUGUGAAGAGAAUCAUUUUCCCACCGACUGACAGAGGAUAUUUUGCUGUGUUUCAGGUCUUUUAUUGUUGUGUUUAUGUAAUGUGCAUUCUUUGUGUCACAAUGCACCAUUGUUAUUUGCUCAUGUAAAUUAUGACUUUCUAAAAAUCUAAUAAAGAGGUUUUUAUCUUGA
Electrophorus electricus (electric eel) is the source of this 2803-nucleotide messenger RNA. It is a transcript of the gene enox1, whose product is annotated as ecto-NOX disulfide-thiol exchanger 1. Gene Ontology annotation, molecular function: protein disulfide isomerase activity; NADH dehydrogenase activity; RNA binding. Lineage: Eukaryota; Metazoa; Chordata; Actinopteri; Gymnotiformes; Gymnotidae. Gene Ontology annotation, biological process: ultradian rhythm. The record is from RefSeq and is a predicted model, not a curated record. Gene Ontology annotation, cellular component: plasma membrane; external side of plasma membrane.